AUGAAUUACCCUACAACCAAACAAAAUUUUAUUCAUAGAUUGACUCGAUGUCUUGUGGACUCAUUGGCCAAGCCAUUGAGUGAACUGAUCGAUAUCUUGUUAGAGUCUAUGAUUUAUACAAACCAUACCCGUCAUCAUGCAUUGAUCAAUUUUUUACUUAAUAUUAGAGAAACAAUGGAAACAUGGGGAUCUCAAAGGAAGAAAGUUUUGAAUACUUAUGCAUUAAUUGUUAAAUUCCUUGAAACGAUUGAUCAAUUGAAUAAUAAUAUGUUGCAAUCACUUGAAUUGACAAUUAAACAAUGUUUCCAUUUUUUCAAAAAUUUCUUUGAUUCAUAUCAAAUGUUUCAUAAUUUAAUAAAUCAUAUGGAUAAUGAAAAAAAUCUUAACGAAACAAAAUUUGUAUCAUCAAUUAAAAGCUUUAUUUCCUUUAAUAAACAAUGGUAUAUUGAUUUAAUGAUUCGUUCAUCCGGUUAUAAAGAAUUUUUAUUGACAAAGAUUAAAAUCUUUUCAAAUAAUAUCAACGGUAUUGAUCAUCGUAACAGUAUCAUUGAAAGUGACCUAUUUAAAAAAUUCCUCCUUAAAAGGAAACAAAGACUCCUAGCAGAAUCUCUAAUAAAUAAAUAUAGAUCAUGUAUAAUAUAA
Molecule: messenger RNA, 642 nt
Organism: Maudiozyma saulgeensis
Lineage: Eukaryota; Fungi; Ascomycota; Saccharomycetes; Saccharomycetales; Saccharomycetaceae
Source: the annotation of a GenBank genome assembly